AGUCAUGAAACGAAUUCUUCUGUUUUUUAUCCUGGCUGCUGCUGUUAUGUAUGGUAUACUUCAUGGAAAUCUGUGGAGAAAUAACCUCUAUUGGAUUAGCUUUUAUGGACAGACUUCCUCGGUGAGGGCUUCUUCAUCUUAUGAGACUAGUGGAGUUACCCAGCUGCCACCUACGGCUGUGGAGAGAAGGAACGUGCUGGACACUUGUCUCCUGAAACCAGCAUUUGAAUCUUUACUGGGUGCUGAGAAAAUAUACCCGUUCCUGUGCGCUAAUGAUUUUAUCAGAGUGGCAGAAUUCCAUGGGAGCAAUAAGUUUGAACUACCUUAUGGAAUAAAGAGAGCAGAGCAAUUUUUUCGUUUAGCCCUUUCAAGACUGCAAAACUGUGGACUUUCUAAUGAAGAUGACAGCAUUGCCUGUCGACGGUGUGUUGUGGUUGGUAAUGGAGGAGUACUUCGAAAUAAGACAUUAGGGGAGAAAAUUGACUCCUAUGAUGUGAUAAUAAGAAUGAAUAAUGGCCCUGUUAUAGGGUAUGAAGAGGAUGUUGGGAGGAGGACGACUUUCCGCCUUUCUUACCCGGAGUCUAUCUUCUCAGAUCCGAUUCACUACGAUCCUAAUACAACUGUUGUUCUCAUCGUCUUCAAACCACGUGACUUGAAGUGGCUUUGGGAGAUACUAGGUGGUCAGAAAGUAAGCGCUAAAGGCUUUUGGAAGAAACCAGCUCUGAACAUGAUAUACAAAUCUAGUCAAAUCAGAAUUCUUGAUCCCAGCAUCACCAGAAAGACUGCUUAUGAGUGGCUUAAUUUUCCAACAAGGUUUCCCAAAAAAGAGAAACCGAAGCAUCCAACAACAGGGCUAAUUGCCAUUACACUAGCAUUUCACAUAUGCCAUGAAGUUCACCUGGCAGGCUUCAAGUAUGACUUCACAGACAGAAACAGUUCCUUGCACUACUAUGGCAAUGACACCAUGUCUCAGAUGAUGCAGAAUGAAUACCACAACAUCAAUGCUGAGCAGAAAUUUUUGAAGAAGCUUAUAGACAAGAACUUUGUGGUCAAUUUGACGUGAAAGCUGAAUACAAAAUAUGAAGAACAAUGGCUAUUUUCAAGAUUUGAAAAUGUUUUAUUUUUUGUAUGACAUUUUUAUUUUUCAAGUGCAGCAUAACUGUUUACUGUUUAAAAGGAGCACAGAAACCUCACUAAGGCAGAAUCUUCUUCUAAGCCUGAGGAUAAUGGACUAUUGCAAAUGGAGUUAACUGAAUUUUUGUAAAGCUACUUAAUAAUGGGAAAACUCUGGAACUUUCAGCUGAAAGUAUCAGGUAUAUAUGUGAUGCACAUCACUUAUUUAUCAGCAAGAACUCUUUCCAAAUGAUUAUUUCUCUGGAACACUUUUUUUUCUGAUGUUGUUCUCCAAGAGAGUUACUGUCAAGAGACUGAGACAACCAGUGUUUGAUUAGUAGGUGGAUGUAAAGUCAUGAAUGUCUGUCUUGUGGUGUGAAAAUGGCUUUAAAAUCAUGCCUAUAAAUCAUUAAUGUGUUUUUGGGAGAAGGGGGAAGAAACAAUGUACAGAUUUUGGCCUGCCUUGCUCUGAGAAGGGGAUGUCCAUCUUC
Messenger RNA from Chaetura pelagica (chimney swift), 1604 nucleotides. It is a transcript of the gene ST3GAL6, whose product is annotated as ST3 beta-galactoside alpha-2,3-sialyltransferase 6. The transcript has 10 exons. Bases 5 to 1063 code for a protein of 352 amino acids. NCBI's taxonomy places the organism in Eukaryota, Metazoa, Chordata, Aves, Apodiformes, Apodidae. The record is from RefSeq and is a predicted model, not a curated record. Gene Ontology annotation, molecular function: beta-galactoside alpha-2,3-sialyltransferase activity. Gene Ontology annotation, biological process: glycolipid biosynthetic process.